UGGUCAGUCUGUCAUGGAAAGAGCAGGUGUUCCUAAUGUUUUUACACUCUAUAUUGGGCAAUUUAGCCAUUAGGAUUUGUUAUCUGCAAUAGUUGUAGCAAAUUAAGCAUUGUUGCUCACUGUUGGCAUAGAUAAGUACACACAUUACUUUCCCAUUCGAGUACUCAAAGAAAAAUAAAGUAUGCGAGUACAUGAACACUCCAAAAUGUUCAAAUGCCCAUCCCUAAUUCUCUGCAACCUUUGUAGAGAGCAUAUGGUAAUUUCUCAUUCAAAUCUCCUUUUCACACAAUGCUUAUUGUGAAGCAUUAUCACUGAGAUGACCUUGACUUCUUCUCCCGUGUGCCGCACCAGGUUUGUUUUUGUAAUGCGUUGAUAAUUAUACUCGUAUUGAGCAGCUCGAAACUGAUCUCCCCGCUCUCAGGCCCACUUACCUCCGGCUCUCUUUGACUGUUAGUCAGUGUUGGUGUGAGCUACUGUACACUACAAUGGCCUGGCCCUUAUUUUCCCAGCCAUAACAAAGAGCCCGGACAGGGGCCUGCCUGCUUGUCCCAACACAGUAGCCAUAGUGGCUGGGAUCAAAAGGCUCAGAGGGGGUGGGACAGGGAAGGGGGUUACUACCGUUGUUUUUACAGCCCUUCCUUUUUUUCUCUCUCUCUCUCUGCGAAAUAAUUAUUAACGUACAGUAGCCUGGUUGUGACCGUUUUUCACCAGUAGUCCAAAAGGUGAAGGACAUCAGGUUAUCCACUUCACCAUGCCACUUUGUCGUCUGUUCUUAUCUUCUUGGGAAUCUCCGUGUUCAGUUUUCUAGAGCUUACGCAAGUAGCUUUAAAAGCGUCCCUUUCUUGUGUAUACUAGUGUUUCAUUAUUGUAGAGGUUAGUUGAGCCUGAACUCUGCAAUGGUAUACAGACCAUCUACCUCUGAAACUGACCUCCUGCCUCCUCAAUUUUCUGCCACUUGUUACACUGUCUGCCAGUGAAGGAUGAUCCCAACUAACUGAAAUGCCUGGCAACUGUAACUAAGGGGCAGGCAUGGCUGGGCUUGGUCAUUGGUCGGAGCAACGGACUGGGGGCAGAGAGUCAGUGGGAAAGCCAUAUUGGGGGAGGGAGCUAGUUAAUAGAAAAUGGACUGAUAGAUUAGCCUAGUGAUUUCAGAUUAGGAAACUAUCCAAAUGUAGCUCUAAAAACAAGAGGAGAGACAUUAGAGGAGCGAAAGAGAGUAUUGUGGCUGGGUUGAGAAAGGACCUCAGGUGCAGCCCGAAUGGGAGGGGUAGAGAGAGAGAGAGAGAGAGAGAGGGUGUAUCAGAGGGAGGGGUAGAGCGCGGUUCAGAGGGAACGGGAGAGAGUGAGAGUGAGCAUGUGUGUGCAUGCAGGGUAAAGAGAGUGAGCGGGAGAACGAGAACGAGAGCGAAGGGAAAAGGAACUGUAAGCCAGUCACAGCAUCUCUUUCCCACUGCACCAGUUGGUGAGGGACAGCUCCUCUCUUCAAAAGGUUCCUAUUUAUUUAUUUUGUACUUCACUCCAGGACUGCUUUGCUGAAUGAAAUUUUAUUUCUGCCUCUUCGGUUAUUCGUUUGGCGAAAGCUUAGUUCGGCUGGGGGAAUGGAAAUAAGAGGAGACGCACACAGAGGACAGCUUUGAAACUGGAACUCUCUGUACUGCUGGAGUCAUUUCUCUUUUGCUGUGGCUUGGUUUUUGUAACAAGGAGCAGACGUACUGAGUGGAAGAAAGAGUCAAAAGUCCAGACAGCCGUGCCUCCCCUGAAAAAAAAACAAAAAAACGUAUUUGAAUGGAAUGGCCAUGUAUAGGUAAUAAUAUCAAUAAUGGAAACAAGCGCUUAAGAGGCGAGGCUGACGUAAAGAGCUUUCACCCUAGGCUGUAAACAAGCGGAAUGCAGAUUGAUCCCACAUCCAUCGCAGCCGGCGCCCUGAACAGAAUUUCUAAGGAGACACAGUCCGAGGAGCUCUGAGACACCCAGAUGGCUUCUACCGGCUCCAGUAUCUAAUUAUCCGAUUGUGUGAGACUCCUGACAACUCCUACAUUCUUUGCCUGAAAGAUCCUCUUUAAAACCAGCUUUUGCCUCUCAUAACCUGGAGGACGAAAGUUUCAGAAAAGUGCGUGGAUUGGGAUUCCAGAGACCAAAGACAGAUUUGUGGCUACACACAUAACAGGAUCCAGAUUAUUCUGCGUCUCCUUUGGCUUCUCUCAGAUUGGGGAACAUUGUAAACAUAAUUCCCCCAGCGCUCUGUGGAACGAGAGCUGUGACAUUAACCACCGCAGAGAGCCCUGUGUUUGUCUAGCGUGUCUGUGUUUUGAUUCGGACAAUAGCAGGGCAUACAUGGGGUCCAGACACUAACCACAGGACCACUCAAUACCCCAAAAUAAGAGGAUGUGCAUACUACAAGACUGAGAAACAAUUGCUGCUUGUCUAACAGCAUUUUGGAACUUUAGAGAGGACUUAAGGUAUGAACCAAACACAAUGGCUAACGUGGAUGUAAUUACUCGUAUGAAUUUGGGGUUUUCCCAGCGGCUCUUUCUCUGUGACAGUAAACAAGCUAUCUGAAAGUCAAAAUUAUACCGAUACGCUAAAUGUUUUAAUACUAUUUUCUCUUAUCUAUAGUCUCAAAAUAGGAGUCACAUGCUUCCUGUCUUAUUUAAUCUGCAGUAGGAUCUGCACCAGAGCGCCCUGCCUGCCUGCCUCAUGUUUCUCCCCCACAUGCCGACUACCCUGCACCUCCUGUGCUUUUUGCCCUUGUGAGGACAACACCUGCUCUCCGCCCCCAGUCUCCCAGUGGCAGCCCUCUUAUGAAUCAGGAGAUGUGGCCGCAGACUAUCAGGGAGAGCAAUGGGGAUCCCUGCCGCCGGGAUAAAUGCCUGGCAUAGCACCGGCAGACCUUUUUCUGUUUUUGGAGGGAAUAUCUUUUUUCUUUCGACAAUUACCCCACUGCCUCUAAGCAUGACUGAUCGAAAAAGUAGAGCCGAGUCGGCAGUCCUGCUUUCCUAUGGGCUGUAUUGAUUUUCGUCAGUCAGUGUUCAUUUGAUUGAGACCCAGCUAUGUGAGAGCCGAGGUGAAAGAGCGAGCGAGAGAGGCUAGAACUCCCAUUUGCUGAGGGAGGCUACAGGCAGACAGGUCUCCAGUUACAGUCCAUCUGCAUCGCGGUUGGCACAGCACAAACCUGACCCACCUGGACUGCGCCCAGAACAAUGAACCAGUCAGCAUUGACGACAGACCUGGUGCCCACUGCCAACAGCAGCCUUGUGGGCCCAGACCCCAACCACUCCUGUCCCCUAGGCUGGGGCCAGAAUGAGGGCCUGGAGGCCUGUGUCUUGGAGACUGCGGUCAUCGUUCUGCUCACGGUGCUCAUCAUUGCCGGGAACCUGACGGUGAUCUUCGUGUUCCACUGCGCCCCCCUGCUGCACCACUAUACCACCAGCUACUUCAUCCAGACUAUGGCCUAUGCCGACCUGCUGGUGGGCCUCAGCUGCCUGGUGCCCACCCUGUCCCUGCUGCACUACCCGGCCAGCGUCCAGGAGCCCAUCACCUGCCAGGUCUUCAGCUACGUCAUCUCGGUGCUCAAGAGCGUCUCAAUGGCCUGUCUGGCCUGCAUCAGCGUGGAUCGCUACCUGGCCAUCACCAAACCCCUGUCCUACAACCAGCUGGUGACGCCGUGCCGGCUCCGCGGUUGCAUCGCCCUCAUCUGGGUCUACUCCAGCCUGGUCUUUCUGCCCUCUUUCUUUGGCUGGGGUAAGCCGGGUUACCACGGGGACAUCUUUGAGUGGUGCGCCCACUCCUGGCCCACCUCGGCGCUCUUCACAGGCUUUGUGGUAUGCCUACUGUACGCGCCUGCGGCCCUGGUAGUCUGCUUCACCUACUUCCACAUCUUCCGCAUCUGCCAGCAGCACAACCGGGAGAUCAGUGAGAGGCGGGCACGCUUCCCCAGCCAGGAGAUGGAGGCCGGGGAGGGUGGUGGCAGUGGCAGCGGCGGGGGGCAUCACGCAGGUCAAGGGCCUGACAGGCGCUACGCCAUGGUGCUAUUCCGCAUCACCAGCGUCUUCUACCUGCUUUGGCUGCCCUACAUAAUCUAUUUCCUGUUGGAGAGCUCCCACGUGCUGGACAGUCCCGCCCUGUCCUUUGUAACAACCUGGUUGGCCAUCAGCAACAGCUUCUGCAACUGCGUCAUCUACAGCCUGUCCAACAGUGUGUUCCGCCUGGGCAUGCGCCGCCUCUCGCAGACACUCUGCUCCUUCAGCCACUGUGCAGCCGACGACAGGGACUUUGGAGAACCCAAACCCAGGAAGAGGCCAAAGUCCUGCUCCAUCUGAGGCGUUGGAGGCUAUUGUUAGAAAAGCCACGAAUUUCAAAGGUUACAUCUUUACAAAGCUGCUGAACAUUUAUUUGACAGGGCUGUCCCAAAGAGAGAGGAUUUAGGCUCUGAAGGUUUGUUUUGAAGGAUACCAAUGACUUUGCCACAGUCAUGCCAAGCCAUGAUUUACAGGCAAACAUUAGAUUGCUGAGAGAGGCUACGUUGUUUUAAAGGUUUACUUUCUGAACAACUAAAUGGAUGAGAGAUUGGUACUACAUUUUGGCUUUAAACCUGUGUAGUGGAGUUUAGCUGGUAACCUAGUGUAUGUGCAUCCUUAUGUAAAACCUAAUUUGACCAUGGUUCUCAGGCUUUGAUGUUACAUUUUUUUGUUUCUCGACAGUCGGGUAAAUAAAAUGCUUGUAAAAAUACAAAGUUACAGGUCCUCAAAAUGGAUAAACACUUUCCUCAAACAUUGAUGGUGACCUCAUGAUUUAAGCAUCUCUGAUUUCAAGGUAAUGUGGACUAAAGUGUAUUGAAUUUAAAUACCAAUAUUGGACUGCUACUAUAGGUCUGUGUUCUUGGUGGGCACUCAAAGGCUGACUUAGCAUAGACAACAUCAACAUGUAAUCCUCAUCAGGAGUUGACAUGGGGUAUGUGUGUGCAAAUGGCUGACUAUUCACUUACUGUACAUGCUCCUUGACAAUGGUGUAAAUAACAGCAGAUGGCUAGUGGCCUUGACCUGUUAUGACAAACAAAAGUUUUGCGGCGUUUGCAGAACGUUUGUUAGCAAGCAGUCUGAGUGUUCAAAGACUUUCGGUCAGUCCUAAACAGAGAGAUGGGGUACUCAAUUUGACGAGUUACUCAAUCUCCUAAAAAAAAAAAAAACACACCCACUGAUGGUUUAGUUUUAUUAGAUAUUUCUAUAUUUUCAUGUGUACUAUUUCUUAAAGAAAAAAAUCUUUGUCAAUGCUUCCUAUACAGUAGCUGUUUAGGAAGCAGAAUGAGGGAUUGGUUCUGUAGUGCAUACAUCUUUAUCUUUGGUUGAGUUCAGAAAAAUCUGCUUCACUUUACUUAAGGAUCACCGUCAUAUGUAUGACUCUUCCUCUGCUUUUCCACGCUAAGUGCAGAGACUGUUCCCUUUUUAGGGCCUUAUUGUACAAAAUACAGUGGGCAUGUGCAGUAAAUGCACCAUAAAGACUGCCUUUAGUUAUGUAUUAUACUGUUUGAUACAGCGCAGGUGAAGUCAUUCCAAGUUUUUCUUGUACAUUCCCAGAAUGGUCCGUUUUUUUAUAGAUAAUGAUGAAAAAUACAUAAAGUGCACAUUUUCAGUGAUACCCAAGACUAUUGUGAAAUCCCGCUCUAUUCUUAUGGUGUAGGCCAUUUGAAGUUAGACCUGUGUUCCUAUAGUCAGUGUAUAGUUGACCGUGUGGAAAAACAAGCAACACAGCUAACUGAACCCUCGAUAUCAUGACUGUUUUUGUUCAACAUUAUGCUACUUAACCUGUGUAGUCAUUCCCCGCUUUCCAUUACAGAUUGUUCUGUAUAUGUGCCUAAAGAUAUCUUUUCCAAAAAAUAUAUCACAGAGAUUUACUUUCUGUUCAUCUAUACAGUUACAAGGACACUGACACAGUCCUGGCUGCAUGCCAUUGCGUUUUGUAACGUGACCUUCAUUUGACUUGACUUAAGAUCCAUCAUGCUUACAUUUGCCGAUACAGUAGGACCAUCUUGUUUCAGCAACUUUCAUGAGCUUAUGAUGAGGUCAGAAGCUUUUCUAUUUGUAGCGUGAUUCAUUAUCAUUUUAGGGGGCAUAUAUAUAUAUAUAAUCAUAGGGGUUCUGAAUUCUGCCACAAAAGACUUAAAAAAUGUACCCUCCCCAAUGGUUGCUUGAUGUCUAUGAGAUGUCAUCUUCACAUUACUGUAUUUGAUUUCUUUUAUCUUGUGUGAGGUGCAUUUUAUUUUCUUAUCAAAUGGACCAUAUACAGUGGGGUCUGAAAUUAUUGCCACCCUUGAUAAAGAUGUGCAAAAAUGACUAUAAAAUGAAUCAUUCAAAUUCUGAGCUAAAUUGGAUGCUCAACAAAAAUGGGGAAAAUAUAUUAUUUUAUAAGACUAAGAUGUCCAUUACAAAAUGUUGAUUUAGUGGCAAAUUAUUUAUUUUGGGGGAUUUUGAUGUGUGCUUGGGGUUAUUGUGUUGCUGGAAGAUCCACUUGCAGCCAAGUUCCAGCCUCCUGGCAGAGGCAACUAGGUUUUUUGCCAAAAUGUCCUGGUGCCGGGUAAAGUUCAUGAUGAUGUUGACCUUAACAAGGGCCCCAGGACCAGUGAAAGCAAAAUAGACCCAUAACAUCAAAGAUCCACCACCAUAUUUUACAGUAGGUAGUAUUGAGCGAUUUAGUGCUUUUUGAGGUCGGUUUUGAUUAUUUAAAAAAGUCAUCAGUUUUCAAAUAUUUUUUUCUAGACAAAUGCGCUAUGCAUUGUGGGUUAAAUGCUGUAACAAAACAGAAUAAAACAAAAGUCUCAUGAUGGUAGUGACUGCCCGUUACUGCUUAUCACUUAUUAACCAUUUAUUUAAAUUACUUUAAUAAAAUAUUUCAGUUGUUGUGUAUAUUACAUUUGUUUUAUUUGUUGACUUUAUUAUUUCAUUCCAAGUCAUCAUCUCAUCUCUAUAGAGCUGCUGCCUGACAAAUCACUAUUUUAGUAAUAAUUCAAAUUAAACAAGGCAUACUUUUUAUGACUGCUGAAUACCAACUAUCAAUCACUUAGAUCAUGUAUUUUCAGGUAGAGAUACAUACAUCUUUCGCUCUUGAUCGCACGUUCUGUGUUCACCCCAUCUCCGUGUCUGCUCCACAUAGACCAGACAAGUAGGCACGCACAAAAUUGAUUAUGGUCAUUGUAGUUAAUUACCACAUUUAAACUAUGUAGAAUAUUUGCCUGUUGGAAACUACAAAUCCCUACUACAUCGUAGAUUUCGGUCUUAAUCUGAUUUACCUCUAAAGCAAUUGUGCAUUGCGCUCACAGACAAAAACGGAACAAAAUGGAAUUCAAAUAAUUGAACCGACGUUGGUCAAUUAGUUGUUUUAAUAAACGAAAAAGAAUCAACAUUUUGGUUAAUCGCGCAGCACUAACAUUAGUUAUUCGGUUAUUUUCUGCUUAUGCAUUCUCAUUUUGACACCAAACCCACCUCUGGUGUGCGAGGUCAAAGAGCUAUAUUUUCAUCUGACCAAAGCACUGGUUCCAAUCCAACUGCCAAUGCCAUUUAGCAAACUCCAGGCGUUUUACAUUUGUUGGAUGACAUGAAAAUAGAGUUCUUUGGCCACGCACACCAGUGGUGGGUUUGGCAUCUGCAUAAGCAGAAAAUAACCCCAUACCUACUGUAAAAUAUGGGGGUGGAUCUUUGAUGUUAUGGGGCUAUUUUGCUUCCAGUGGUCCUGGGGCCCUUGUUAAGGUCAACGACGGGAGCCAGAAAUUUGACCGCAAAUGGAUCUUCCAGCAAGACAAUAACCACAGGCACACAUCAAAAUCCACAAAGAAAUGUUUGAUUUGCCUCAAAAUCAACAUUUUGCAAUGGCCAUCUGCAAUGGCCACUUUUUUUGUUUGAAUUGAAGAUGGCAGUCCAUAAGUGCAGGCAAAGGAUAUCAAGGAUCUGGAAAGAUGGUGUGUGGAGGAAUGGGCUAAGAACCCCAUCUAAUUUCCCCAUUAACAAAAAAAAUUAUAUGUACAGUAGCUCAGUCAUUUUUGCUCUUUAUUAAGGGUGUCAAGCAUUUCGCACCCCACUGUAUGAACACACUGAUACAGUAUGAAUACAACUGCUUUAUCAAAACGUAAUCAACAACCCCCCCAUUAUUAGAUAUUUUAAUCACUUAACCCAUAAGAGUUUGAGCCCUGUGUCUGAACCAUGGGAGGGGGUUCUACUAAGCUAUAUGGAAUUGCUUUAAGGUCAUACCAAGGAUAAUUUUGUUAUUUGAUUUUGAAUUGUAAGACCCCUUGAAGUAGCAAAACAAAUAUUUACAAAUGAUUUGAUGAAAAUGUGUACUUGGCCUCACUGCAAACGCAUUGAAUAAUAGAUUACAUGGACAUAACGACUACAUGGAACGACAGAUACUCCCCCAAGAAAAGUUUGUUCUGAAGUGUCUGUCCUAUAUCUGAGAUAGAAAUCACAUAUAUAUAUAUAUAUGUGAUUUCUAUUUUUUUUUUACCUGUAUUUAACUAGGCAAGUCAGUUAAUAACAAAUUCUUAUUUACAUUGACAGCCUAGGAACAGUGGGUUAACUGCCUUGUUCAGGGGCAGAACGACAGAUUUUUACCUUGUCAGCUCGAGGAUUCGAUCUAGCAACCUUUUGGUUACUGGUCCAACGCUCUAACCACUAGGCUACCUGCCACCCCAAAAGAUUUAAGAAAUAUCAGGAAAUGUAUUUAACCCCUUAUUUCUGUCACUAAACAGUCUCCAUAUAUACUUCCAUAAAAAAAAAAAUCAACAUUACCGGGUGACUUUCAGACAAGUCUUGUGAGGCCUAGAGCAAAACCGACAUGUAAGUGUUCGUGAGAGUCUCACCUUUCCACAGUUGUAGCCCAAACUGUUCGGAUGCUACAGACAGAAGAUGGCAGAUUGGCUGUACCGACUUCAGACGAGUCCCAAAAUGCUUGUGGGGGUCGUCAACGGAGAACACCAUCGUAUUCAUGAGACUCUUAUUUCCAUAGAGGGGUCAUAAUAGUUGUUAGGCCAAACCGUUUUGUGAGAAGAAUGAUUUUUGGGAUAUCUCAUGGUCUGACAAACACCGCUGUUGCUCUGUCACCUUAUGGGGAUUUUUGUAUUAUACUAAUUAGAUUUAGGUGGGGGUGCGGAUUUAAGGGGUUAAGAAAUCUACCGUCAUAGAGCUGGGACGAUAAACAGAAAAUCACUUGCAUUGCCUUCCUCUUACCGAAGCAAUUUGCUUACGUUGGUAAUUUUCGGUGAUUUUUGCUACACAACGUUCCUGUAGAUUGUUCUAGAACCAUUAUUUUUUCAACAGUAAUAGCCUAUGCAUAAUGUUGAUUCCUGCAAUGAAAGUACAGUAUCUAGUUAUCCCGGUUUUGCUGUCGGCCGCUCUCGUUCCCUCUUCCCGCUGUGUGCACGGAGGAGGCAGAGGUGCAUUCUGAGAAGCACAAUCAUUAUGACCGUUGCUCAAAGUGUUGUUCUAGUUACCGAGAGGAGAGUUGCAGCUUUCUGUGAGUGUAUAUAAUGUAUUUCUCACCUCCUAAUAUCGAGUUCACGGCACCACUUUACAACCGGAGUGGGGUGUAGUCAGUAUGAUUUGGACGCACCCGCGUAGCAGAGCAUGCCAUUUACAGUGAAUAGGCCUACAUCAAUUAGCCUACGCCUAGCAUUGGAAAGUUUGGGUAGGACAUUAGCCUACAUUUACUGAUAGCCAUGUAGGCUAAUUGAUUCAUCUAUCUAGCAACAAUAUCAUAUUUAGAGUUAGCAAUCUAGCUAAGUCUUUUGAGUUCCCCCUUCCUCAGGUGGCCAAUAUGCACAAAGAUGCUGGGAAAAUCCUCUGAAAAGCAAAAAAAAAAUUAAAAAUCUCAUUGUGGUUCCUAUUUUGACAGGUUGAACAUCAAAAUAUCAAUCAUGCAAGUCAUGGAUAUGUUAGAUGACAUAUCGUACCUUUUUAAUCAUAGGCUAUCAUCUCAGUUAUCUUACCUGGCCCGCUGCUAAUGUAAAGUAACUGGCCAUUGGAAAAAAAUUAUAUAUCGUUGUAUUUGUUAUUGAGCAAAAUAGUUACAUUUAUCACAAUAUUACUUUUCGUCCAUAUCGCCCAGCUGUAGUACCUCCCCUAAAAAUAAUUUUGUGUAAUUUAUCGCAGAUUUUAUUAUUAUUGCAAAAAAAAUGUAUAUAUUUAUUGUGAUCAUGGAUGUUUUUCCAUAUCGCCCAGCUCUACAUCAUGCCAUUUUAAGGAAUUAACACCCAAAUUGUUAUUUUAGUUGACUUAGAUUCUCUCUAGAAUUACCCCCAGAUGACUUUGUCUUCACACUAAAGCAAAUCACUUGUGGUCAAGAGAAUACAACAAACAUUGUGAGAUCUUUUGUGAUAUAUGGUAAAUCAAUAUUGUUGACAAGCUAAAUUCUAUCUAGGUAUUGCUUUACAGUAAAUCUUGUACUGAUGGUUUCAUGAUAAUUAAUUGAUUCCACACCACAGUAACACUAGUGGAAUGUAGUUUCAUUCUAACAAGCAAGUUAUUGUACUUAUUGAUAAUGUACCACUUUAACUCGACUUUUUGUAUUUAGAAAACAGUUUGUGGUUACUGUUAUACAAUUAUAUUGACACUGCAAAUGCUGUUUCCCAAUUAAUUUAGUUUUCAUGAAGUAAGUGUUACCCAAUUAAUUCAGUUUCUUCUCUGCCAGUAGUUUUUUAUACCUAUGAGCCACUGAAUAGGCUAUUCACCUUUCCAUGUGUAUUGUAAUGACCAAACUAGUUUUGAAUUUCUUUCUGAUGUGAAGGAAAUACAAAAAAACGGUCAAAAACAACUGAUUUAAAGUGCAUUCAUUAGGGUGUUGUAUCUUAAAUAUUUGAUUAAUACAGUACAAAGUCUAUUUAUUUUAUUAUUUCAAAAUGGAUACACUACUUGUUAAAUAGGAGUAUGUAUAGUGUGUCUGUCGGUUUUACCCUGCUGUACAUGUGUGUUCAGGCAACAAAAAAAACCACUAAACAAAUCUUAUGACAAAAUCUCGACCAGUGAUGACUCAUACCUUUGUGUUAAUUCAACUAGGCUGCUGUAGCUAUAUGAAGUAAGAUGUUUUUGAUUAGAAGACAAAUCAAGAAAUUACACAGUAUCUAUUUUUUUAUUUCUGAGAUUUUGUCAAAGGCUGUGGUUUUGCUGUUGAUGCCAAUCCAAUAAAACUGAAAAAUAAUGGGAUAAAUAAAAUCCAGAAAUGUUGCCUCUUUGAA
This is a messenger RNA of Salmo salar (Atlantic salmon), 11215 nucleotides long. RefSeq names its product G-protein coupled receptor 52-like. Gene Ontology annotation, molecular function: G protein-coupled receptor activity. Gene Ontology annotation, cellular component: membrane. NCBI's taxonomy places the organism in Eukaryota, Metazoa, Chordata, Actinopteri, Salmoniformes, Salmonidae. Gene Ontology annotation, biological process: G protein-coupled receptor signaling pathway. The record is from RefSeq and is a predicted model, not a curated record.